UGAUAAACCAGUUAGGAUUGGCUGAUUGAAGAGAGUUACGGUACGGAGAUACACGGAGCUGCGACUUUGCUGAUAGGUUUUUUGCUGAAGCGGGAGAUAUUAAACGGUCCAGGAAAGAUCAAGAGAUCAAAUUAGCCGCUGAUUCAGAUGAAUAGUACAACUUGGUGAUGAAUUUUGAUAGAUUUAAUCCUCUAUCGAGUUACCUAUCCAACAAUGGGGUUGAGGUUAGUGAUUGGGGGAUUGAAGAGUCGACGACGAUGUCGUCGCCGACGUUAUCGAACCAAAAUAUGAAUUUUAAUUCAAAUCCAAAUUUACCGCCUCCUCCUUCAUUGAAUCACUUGAUAAGCAAUUCGAAAUCUCAGCAUCCAAGUGCUAAGCAUUUCCAUCAUUAUGGAUUGGUUUCGCCGUCCUCGAUCUAUCCUAUCGAUCAGGAUUUUGAUAAUAGAGAUUUCAUGUAUUAUUAUGCGAAAUAUAAUCCUCAGCCGUUAGUGUCGAAUACCGAGAAUAUUGAUAAAUUUAUCAAGAAGUAUCUUUGUUUAAAUAAUGUUAAUGGAGAGUUUGUUGAAAGGUUCAAGUAUAAUUUGAUAAUAUCAGAUUUAUUGGAUGAUUCAAUGAUUUUAUCUAAAAAUGAAGCUUCUUUAAACACUUUGAUGUUGAACGAUGUUAAAAAUUCUAAUAGCUCAUUUCCAACUUUGAUUCGUGAUUUGAAUCAUGAUGGAACUGAAUUACUCAUUUAUCAAAAAAACUUUCGAUUGAAGUUCCCCGAUAAUUUAAGUAAUCCUUCCUUAAUAUUGACUUGCAUCUCAUUGAUAAUCUUUUUAUUAAAACAGAAUUUAAAAAAUUCACAAUCUAAAUUAUCGCAUGCAUCUAAAUUGAAAAUGUUUAAAAUUUUAUUAAUAGCGGCUACUAAAUUAAUCAAUUAUAAAAGAAUCAAUUCCGUUAUUCAAUCGAAAAAGAUUUUAAAUCUCUUAAAUGAGUUCUUAAUUUCAAAUUAUAAAAUUAAUAAGAAAUUAAUUGUUAAUUUAAUCAAUUUGAAAGAAUUGGAUUUGUUUAAAUUCAUGAAUCCAAAAAAUCUGAACUCCACAAUCUUAAAACAUCAUAUUGAAGAAUUGAAGCAUCAUUUAGAUUACUCAUUGUCGUUUUUGAUAUUUAAUUUGAAAAAUUCAAUCAUUAAAAUUUUACCAUUUUUAAAUGGUGAAAUUUUAGAGAAAUAUUGUCAUGUUAAUAAUAUUGAUAUUAAUAACUUGUUAUUGAGUGAUUUCGAUGAGGAGAUUAUCGAUGAUUCUUUAAAUGACUCUCAAAAAACCAUUUAUCGUUUGACUAUAAAAAUGAAUAAAUUUAACCAGUUAAGAAAACUUUUAAUAAGUCAAUUACUCACCUUCAAUGAACCAUUUCAUAAGAAUUUCUUUCUUUGUAAACUUUGGGAUCAUUUUAAUAUCAAUGAAACUGAAAUCCAUGAAAUCAAUAAAAAUAUUAUCUUUUUCGAAAAAUUGAAUGUUUUGGAAAAUAUAUUUAACGAUCAUAAUUCAACAGUGAAUAACUUUAAUAUGAUAUUUGAAAAUUUUGAAAAAUUAGCUAAAAUGAAGUUAGAGUCUUUCAAUUAUCAAAACCCAAAAAAUGAAGAUUUGAAAAAUCAAAAUGUUUUGAAAAUUAAUAAUGACCCAUCUGAAAUAAUUCAAAUUGAUGAAUCAAAUAUAAAUAAUUUGAUUUCUAAGUUAUCUAACUUAACUACAAAUUUAAAAUUUUUCAAGAAAUAUAGUCAUUCAAUUUCAAAUAUGGAUAAUAUCGAUGAGUUUAAUGAAAAGUUGAUGAUUUUUAACCAAUUUAAUGAAGAAAUCAAUCUAAUAAAAGAAAUAUAUCAAUCGAACUUGAAUGAUUUACAAAAUGAAUUAUAUCAUAAAUUUGAUGAAAACUCGAAUCUUAAUUCUCCUUCUUCCAGCAUAUCCCAAAAGCAUAAAUCGAAUUCAAGUAUUAAUAGUAAUCCUGAUUCGAAUCAACCAUUUAAUUUAAAAUCAUUCCACACAACUACUUCCAACUCUAACACUUCUACCUCUAUUAAAAAAAGGUUCUCAUUACCCGCUCAUACAAAUACUAAUAAGAAUAUUACGCCUGCAUCAAGUCCCAUUAUUCCACAAACACCUGAUUCAUCUUUACCCUCUAAAUAUCCUAAUAGUAGGGUAAAUGAUGGAACUUCUCCAAGCCUCAACUCAAACGACAAAAAAUAUAAACGCUUAUCAACGGGUUUACAACUUGGUUUAUUAACUGUUUUUGAAGAACCAGAUAAAAACGGUGACCAAACUCGACUGUCUACUUCUUCAACGCAUCGUAGGACAACUUCAAAUACUUCGAUCAUGUCAGCAUCCGCAAACAAGCUAGAUAGGCCAGCCUCGAUUCAUCCCAAUAAUGAUAAACGCACAGUAUCUUAUGACGAUAACUACAUUAAUAUAUUACCACCGAAUAACUACGAGACUUAUAAUCAGGCUACUUUCGACUCAUUAACUAAGAGAAUAAACUUGAGAAACUCUGGUUUCAAUAAUAGUAAUCAUAAUUCAAAUAGAUUUUCGAUGAACUCCUUAAAUUCAAAUAUAAGUGGGUUAAGUGAUCUUCUAACUUCAACUCAAAUAACAUCAUUUGAUGAUGACGAUGGUACGGUCAAUGGCAAUGGUAUUCAAACUGUAAAUAAUGCAGGUCAUUUAUCAAAAGAAGAACUUAAAUCAAGAUUGGAAGAAAGUUUUAAUAGAAUUUACAAUUUAGAACAUGAAAAUGAAACCUUAAAGUCACGAAAUAAUACCAAUGAUUCAAAUAUAAUUUCUCCCGAUUCAACAAUCAACAAACCGUCUUUGGCGAAUCUAAAUUCGGACCACAUCGCGGAGUCAUCAUCAAAUGAUGUUGAAAAUGAGUUUCUCACAAGUCAUAACGAUACCAAUAAGAACCAUACUUUUCUAGAUCAACUAGAAGAGACAUUGAACAACAAAGUAGAGUCUGGAUCCGCUUUAUCAUAAUUCCAAGUGUAUUUUUUUAUUUUUUACUUUUUUUUAUCUUUAGCUUUUAUUUAUUCCCUCUAGAUUUCAUUUUAUU
Molecule: messenger RNA, 3078 nt
Organism: Hyphopichia burtonii NRRL Y-1933
Lineage: Eukaryota; Fungi; Ascomycota; Pichiomycetes; Serinales; Debaryomycetaceae
Exons: 1
Coding region: 168-3002 (944 amino acids)
Molecular function (GO): myosin binding
Source: RefSeq, a predicted model, not a curated record